This is a messenger RNA of Harmonia axyridis, 3704 nucleotides long. RefSeq lists its product as uncharacterized. Bases 16 to 3588 code for a protein of 1190 amino acids. NCBI's taxonomy places the organism in Eukaryota, Metazoa, Arthropoda, Insecta, Coleoptera, Coccinellidae. Gene Ontology annotation, molecular function: ligand-gated sodium channel activity. The record is from RefSeq and is a predicted model, not a curated record. Gene Ontology annotation, cellular component: membrane. Gene Ontology annotation, biological process: sodium ion transmembrane transport. The transcript has 20 exons.
GCAGACCUCAAAAGUAUGCCCCAGCCGAGUAAUAUGGAAGUUGAGUCGAAUAGCUACAAAGUACAUCCUGAGUCGAAAUCUCCUGUAAAGUCUAAAAGCCCGUUGAAGAAGCCCUCUAUUCUGGACAAGAUUAGGACGCACUUCAAGUCAUAUUGCAAUCACACUAGCAUCCAUGGUUUCCAGUAUUUUGGACAAAAUAGAACUAUUGUUGAAAAGUGUUGGUGGAUACUCAUCUUCAUUUGUAUAAUCAGCGGUUGUGGCUAUGCAAUCUACCUCAUCUACAAUAAGUGGCAAAGGAGUCCUGUCAUUGUGUCCUUGACAACAAUAGACACUCCAAUAUACCAAGUUCCAUUUCCAGCUGUCACAAUAUGUCCGACAAUAAGGUUCGAUAAAAAGUGUAUGGAUUUCGGUUCACUUUUCAAAAAUGUUACUGAUGGUACCUUGGAUAGAAAUAAUGUCAGCGAUUGGAGUGAAGAAGAAAAACAAUUUUUGCAUUAUAUGAUACCCCUGUGCAAGAGGAAUGAUCUUUUACAUGUACUCAUUGAUGAAGAAAAAAGCUCAGAUGGAGUAUAUGAUGCUAUCAGAAAGUGUUCGCCAUUCGCAUCAGGAGAAGCCAUCUCUGUCCAUUUUAUGGACCAUCCUCUCAGCUUUAAUGAUUCAUUUCAACCCAUUUUUACCGAAGAUGGCCUUUGCUUUUCGUUCAAUAUGCUAUCGACAGAGGAUAUAUUCAAAAAUACCACGAAUUUCAACCAAGAUUCCCAUACUUCAGGUCCACAAUCCUUCUGGGUUGCACAAUACGGAUAUUCCGUGAAAGCCGAUUUAGAUACUUUUCCCAGAAGAGCAUUGUUGUCAGGAGCAGCUAAUUCACUUGAGAUCAAAUUGCAACAUCGAAAAGACGACAUCGAUUAUGUGUGUACUGGUGCACAGCAAGGAUAUAAGGUCAGCCUGCAUAUGCCGACUAGAGUGCCAAGACCAGCAUUAGAAUACCAUAUGGCUCCUUUCGGUAAAUCAACCACCAUAACCGUGAAUCCCCAUAUGAUGUCUACAUCCGAAGUGGUCCAAGAUUAUGAUCCACAUAACCGAGAUUGCUAUUUUGAGGGAGAAAAAUUCCUAAAAUUCUUCAAGGUUUAUUCUAAAGUUAAUUGUGAAGUUGAAUGCCUUGCUAAUUACACGCUGAAAGAAUGCGGAUGUGUACCUUUUCAUAUGCCUAGGGAAGCUUCAAAGCCUAUAUGUGGAAUAGGGAUGCGAUAUUGUGUGAUCUACACUCUUGAAAAGUACAAUUUGAUGAAGCUUCGGUCGAAACUUAAAGAGUCAAACAAAAAAGCUCAAAUCCUGAGGACAUCAUAUUUAGAGACCAAUGUUGUCAGAAAUAGCACUGAAACGAAUGAGACAGAAAAAAGGACACAGCGCAAAAAGAGACAAUUGGUUCCUUUAUUAGAAGAUGACGAUGACGCUAGAUGUGGCUGUCUUAGAUCCUGUAAUGACAUCACCUACAAGGGUACUGCUAGUUCUACAGAUUAUAACUGGAGAGAAUCUGAUAUUGAAGAAAUCUCGGAAGAACAUUCUCCAUAUGAUUAUUCACUUAUAACAAUAUAUUUGGAUACCAAUGUCGUUUCCACAACCGAAAGAAAUGAACUUUAUGGUCCAACCGACUUUCUCAGCAAUUUUGGAGGUCUACUAGGGCUUUUUUCUGGAUUCUCGAUACUGUCCUUUAUGGAAAUACUCUACUUUUGCACUCUAAGGAUGUUUGGUAACAUGAGACUCAUAGGAAGAUGGUAUGGAGACAAAGAAGAUUCUGUUGAUGUCGGAAGCAUGUAUUUUCAACAUGAUGAUGCUGCACUUAAUUUGAAGACCAUUGUGACCAAUUUCUUGAAAGAAAAUUGUUUUUAUCGUUGGAUAGAACUGGCCUGCAUCCUUGCAGGAAAAGUCCAGAAUAAUUAUUCAAUCGAAUUGAGAUAUUAUAAAAUGGAGGUUCAGAGUGUUGAGAUUGGAGAAACAGCGGUGAAAAACCGAAAGGCGAAGAAACGCUUUCGUCAUGUGAAAACAUACUUGAAGGAAUAUUGUGACGUUUCCACAAUACAAGGACUUGCUUAUGUAACGAAGGACGGUAAUUCCCUUUUUGAAAGAUGCUGGUGGAUUCUUGUAUUUCUUUGUUGCGUCGGAGGAUGCAGCUAUAUGAUAUUUGAAGUUUGCAAAAAAUGGAUUGAAACCCCUGUGUUAGUAUCUUUAGCAACCAAGGAUACUGCCAUUCACAAGGUCCCAUUUCCAGCUGUUACGAUAUGCCCAGAAUCCAAAAUAACUCGCUCUUGUGUGAAUUACUCGAAAGUGUUGAGAUUGCGCAGAGCAGGCAGAGGAAACGAAGUAUCAAUAUUAGAAAAUGAAUUUUUCGAUAAUAUGGCUCUCUUAUGUAAGGCAAGCAAUUACGGAAAUUCUUCUGAUAACCAACCCCUUGACGAUUAUUCAGAUUUUUUGGAGAAUUGCAAAAGUGUCCACCUGGAAAAUUCCCACUGUAAAUUCUUAGAUAAAAAAAUUCCAUGUGAACAGAUUUUGCAGCCUGUGAUCACCGAUGAAGGUCUCUGCUACUCCUUCAAUAUGCUCGAUGUAAAAGAUAUCUACACGGACCUGAAUCGAAUGAAAUAUUUUAAUUCCAAAACUCGAAAAGCCAACUGGGAUGUAGACGAUGGUUAUCCGGAUGACGUGCCAACAUCAAAAGAUUUUCCCGUACGAGUUUUAGGCACUGGUACCAAACAUUCUCUUGUUGUAGUUCUACUAACCAGAAAAUCCGAUGUGUACUACUCAUGCAGAGAUUUUUCCUUACAGGGUAUGCGGGUUACCCUUCAUAUGCCUGCUCGAAUACCACGUCCAAACCAAGUUUUCUUUCCCGUUGGUCUCAAUGAGCUAGUGUAUGCCCAAGUGACCCCUACACUGAUGGGAACCACAAACACAAUAGGGAACUAUGCACCACAUAAAAGGAACUGUUAUUUCGGAAAAGAGAGAAAACUGAAAUAUUUCAAAAUAUAUACUCAGUCCAAUUGCAAUCUGGAAUGUUGGACCAAUUAUACAAUCCAAGAAUGUGGAUGCACACAUUUCUAUAUGCCAAGAGAUGCAAACACAAGUAUAUGUCCAAUUGCGAAGAGAACCUGUCUUCAGACUGCUAUUGAGACGUUUGCAGUAUCUGACUUUCCACAGCAAUACCAUAAAGGUGUUGUUUUGAAGGGAAAUUUAACAGCCGAUUGUGAUUGUCUUCCCAUUUGUUCGGAUUUGAACUACAAUGCCGAAACGUCCAGGGGUAAAUGGAAUUGGGAUGAUCCAAAUGGUGCCAACGUAGGAGAUCUGAAGAAGUAUUUCGAAACCCACUAUGCAUCAGCCGUGAAAAUCACUUUCAAGAGUAAAUACUUCCUACCAACAGAAAAGAGCGAAUUGUAUGGAAUCGUAGAUUUCUUAUCUAAUACAGGAGGUAUCCUAGGAUUAUUCACUGGAUUCUCAAUGGUCUCGUUGAUAGAAUUGAUAUAUUUCAUGUCCAUAAAAUUGAUAGCAAACUACAAACGAUAUGGAUUCUGGGCAGGUCCAAAAGAUGAAUAUGAUUAACAUCAUUUUUGAGAAUAUCGCAAACAAAUGAAAUAUUACUAAUUCAAUAGUUCAUUGAUUUUAUUGUGUUCACUUGUUUUCUUGUUGGGCUGCCAAAUAAACAAUGGGUAAAGAGA